GGCUCGAGCGACGGAGGCGACGCGGCGGCUACCGGCUCUGCCGAGCCCACCCCAGGAUCGGAGGGAAGGGAGCCUGAUUGCACGUGGGGCCUCCCCCGUGGCAUACGUUGUUGUUAGGGAACUAUUCGCCCCAAAUAUGGUUUAUUGGAGACUUAGGGUUUGCUUUUCUUAUCAAGUGCGACAGCAAACUGGCUGGGUCCCCUCUCGCAUCCAAGAACCCGCAGAGACCCUGAGGGAGCCGGUUUGGGGCCCCAUGCAGGCCAAAGCAUCCCUCCGGGAAGGCGGGGUCGCUCACCUGGUAGGCGCCCCGAGAGCCCGCAGCACGGCCCGAGGUGGGGUCCACCGAUGGAACGGGAGACCACGGGCGUCGCUCAGGGAGCGGUAGCCGCGCCCCGGGCCCGCCUCAGGGUCGGCUCCGCCUCACCCCAGCAUGUGCCCCGCCUCCGGGACAGCCCAGUUUCCGAGACCUCCUAGCCUCCAAGACAGCCCCGCCGCCAGAACAGCCUCUCCUCCAGGACCGGCCAGCCUACGAGAGAGCCCCGCCUACGGUACAACCCGCCUCCGGGACCGCAGGGCUCCACCUCCGAGACAGCUCAGUCCCCAGGACAGUCCCGCCUCCGAGACGGCCCCGCCUCCAGGACGGCCCCCAACUCCGAGACAGCCCCGCCUCCGGGACCGCCCCGCCCCGCCUCCGACACGUCCCCCGCGCGCCACUGCAGAGCCUGUCCGUCAGUCCCUAGGGAUCCGCACUGCUCAGGGCAGCUGAUAGAACCAUGGCGACCAUUGCUGCUGCUGCGUUUGAGGCCCUCAUGGAUGGAGUGACAUGCUGGGAUGUCCCCAGAGGCCCCAUCCCCAGUGAACUCCUUCUUAUUGGAGAAGCCGCCUUCCCCGUGAUGGUGAAUGACAAGGGCCAGGUGCUCAUUGCUGCCUCCUCCUACGGCCGAGGCCGCCUCGUGGUUGUGUCCCAUGAGGGCUACCUGUCGCAUGCUGGCUUGGCUCCAUUUCUCCUCAAUGCAGUGAGCUGGCUCUGUCCCUGUCCUGGGGCUCCCGUGGGAGUGCAUCCAUCCCUGGCACCUCUAGUAAACAUCCUACAGGAUGCUGGGCUUGAGGCACAGGUCAAGACAGAACCAGGAGAGCCCCUAGGGGUUUACUGUAUCAAUGCCUACAAUGACACCAUGACUGCAACGCUGAUCCAGUUUGUGAAACAUGGAGGGGGCUUGUUAAUCGGGGGCCAGGCCUGGUACUGGGCCAGCCAGCACAGCCCUGACAAGGUGCUCUCCAGGUUCCCUGGGAACAAGGUGACAAGUGUAGCCGGAGUGUACUUCACUGACACCUAUGGGGACAGAGACCGGUUCAAGGUCUCUAAGAAGGUGCCCAAGAUCCCACUCCAUGUCAGGUGUGGGGAGGAUGUCAGGCAGGACCAGCAGCAGCUCCUGGAGGGGAUCUCAGAGCUGGACAUCAGGACAGGGGGAGUCCCCUCACAGCUGCUGGUGCAUGGAGCCCUGGCCUUCCCUCUGGGGCUGGAUGCCUCACUCAACUGCUUCCUGGCGGCUGCUCACUAUGGCCGGGGCCGGGUGGUCCUGGCUGCCCACGAGUGCCUGCUCUGUGCUCCCAAGAUGGGGCCCUUCUUGCUCAAUGCAGUGCGCUGGCUGGCCAGAGGCCAGACAGGCAAAGUUGGGGUGAACACAAAUCUAAAAGAUCUGUGUCCUCUCCUAUCGGAGCAUGGCCUGCAAUGCAGCCUGGAGCCCCAUCUGAACAGCUACUUGUGUGUCUACUGCUGCAAGGCGUACAGUGACAAGGAGGCUAAGCAGCUGCAGGAGUUUGUGGCUGAGGGUGGGGGGCUGCUGAUUGGGGGCCAGGCCUGGUGGUGGGCCUCCCAGAACCCUGGCCACUGCCCCUUGGCUGGCUUCCCUGGUAACAUCAUCCUCAACUGCUUUGGCCUCAGCAUCCUGCCUCAGACUCUCAAAGCAGGCUGCUUCCCCAUUCCCACCCCUGAGAUGAGAAGCUACCACUUCCGCAAGGCGCUCUCUGAAUUCCAGGCUAUACUGAACCACGAGAAUGGGAACUUGGAAAAGAGCUGUCUGGCAAAGUUGAGAGUUGAUGGUGCAGCCUUCCUACAGAUUCCUGCGGAAGGGGUCCCUGCUUACAUAUCCCUGCACAGGCUCCUGAGGAAGAUGCUACGAGGGUCUGGCCUCCCAGCUGUAAGCCGGGAAAAUCCAGUUGCCAGUGACUCCUAUGAGGCUGCCGUGCUCUCCCUGGCCACUGUGCUGGCUCACUCUGGAACUGACUGCUCCCAGCUGGCCCAGGGGCUUGGCACCUGGACCUGCUCCUCCAGUUUGUACCCCUCAAAACACCCCAUCACCGUGGAGAUCAACGGAAUCAACCCAGGCAACAAUGAUUGCUGGGUGAGUACCGGGCUCUACCUCCUGGAAGGACAAAAUGCAGAAGUCUCACUGUCUGAAGCUGCUGCCUCUGCUGGCCUGAGGGUACAGAUUGGCUGCCACACCGAUGACCUAACCAAGGCCAGGAAGCUAUCUCGAGCCCCCGUGGUGACUCACCAAUGCUGUAUGGACAGGACUGAACGGUCAGUCUCCUGCCUCUGGGGCGGCCUCCUCUACGUCAUCGUGCCCAAGGGCAGCCAACUAGGCCCUGUGUCUGUCACUAUCAGGGGAGCUGUGCCUGCCCCAUACUACAAGCUGGGUAAGACAUCGCUGGAGGAGUGGAAGAGGCAGAUGCAGGAGAACCUGGCUCCCUGGGGAGAGCUGGCCACGGACAACAUCAUCCUGACAGUGCCAACCACAAACCUCCAGGCCCUGAAGGACCCCGAGCCUGUGCUCCACCUCUGGGAUGAGAUGAUGCAGGCUGUGGCCAGGCUGGCGGCUGAGCCCUUCCCUUUCCACCAUCCCGAGAGGAUUGUGGCUGAUGUGCAGAUCUCAGCUGGCUGGAUGCAUUCAGGAUACCCCAUCAUGUGCCACCUGGAGUCUGUGAAGGAGAUCAUCAAUGAGACGGACAUGAGGAGCAGGGGUGUGUGGGGCCCCAUCCAUGAGCUGGGCCACAACCAACAGCGGCAUGGAUGGGAGUUCCCCCCACACACUACUGAGGCCACCUGCAACCUUUGGUCAGUCUACGUGCAUGAAACAGUCCUGGGGAUCCCCAGGGCUCAGGCCCACGAGGCUCUGAGCCCUCCAGAGCGAGAGAGGAGAAUCAAGGCCCACCUGGGAAAGGGAGCCCCCCUGUGUGACUGGAAUGUGUGGACAGCCCUGGAAACAUAUCUACAGCUCCAAGAGGCCUUCGGGUGGGAGCCAUUCACCCAGCUCUUUGCUGAGUACCAGACCCUCUCUCACCUCCCCAAAGACAACACUGGCAGGAUGAAUCUAUGGGUGAAGAAGUUCUCUGAAAAAGUGAAGAAGAAUCUGGUUCCCUUCUUUGAGGCCUGGGGCUGGCCUGUCCAGAAGGAGGUGGCUGACGGCCUGGCCUCCCUACCAGAGUGGCAGGAAAACCCCAUGCAAGUGUACCUCCGUGCCAGGGAGUAAAGGAUGCCCCACAAGGCGGGAGAGAAAAGGCAGGGUCACGCCGUCAACUCCACCAUGGGGCUUUGGCCAUGCGUGCUCAGUAUCUGGAGCCUGAAUCCCGCUUCCAAGCCUGACCACUAGAUGGUGGCCAAGGUCAUAAGAAAAAUGGAACCCCUUUCUGUAAAAGGUGCCUUGUGCUUCUUUUUAUUGUUUUUCUGCUUACACUAUUGCUUUCCCCAAGAGACUCACUUCACCUCUUAGUCUUCCAGAGAGGAUCUUUCAUCCUGCCAUCCUGAGGCUUUUAUUUUUGACCAAUAGCUCUAAAGACCACGGGUUCCCAUAACAACCUGAUAUCCCUUUCUCAUCCCUGCCAUCCCUGAACAAGGCUUCUAAUUUAUUAUGCUUUAAGAAGUUUUCAAAUAGCAAGGGAGACACACUGGAAUAGUGGAGAGAGCCCCAAACCAGCUUUGGUUCUAUGGAAAAUCACUCCACCUCUCUGUUUCUGUCUUCACAUCCAUGACAUCCAUGACAUGAGGAUACAAAUCUUUUCCUUGCAAAGCUGUUGUUUGAUUUCUCCUGGUCCCAUAGUGGACUGUUACGGUGUCUAGUCUAGCGUGCACAUCCUGGGUGCUGAAUCUCACUUCAGUGUUGACCCCCUUGGGGUUAGCAUUCAGUCCUUGUAUAUUUAGAGAAUGUCAAUGUUUUCCCAGACAUGGUAUCAAUAAUGGUAGUUGUCAGCAGUAUCCUAGCCCUUUCUACAUUUUUUCUCCCACUUCUGGAAGGAUUCUCGGGUAUAACCUAACCCAAAGAAAAAUGGCAUGUGCUCAAACUGAGUGUCACAGAGCUGUGGGGUUGGGUCUUUGGGAUUAGCUCCAUCUUCCAGGGUUUGCCCUUUGCCCUUCAACCAAAGGACAAAGUCAUGUUAACAGCUGCUACUAAGUCUAUAUGCCCAUUCGUUCAUACCACAAAACAGGCAUCUGACUCCUCUGGUCACCACGGAAUCAAGGCACUGUCAAGUGGUGGGGGGUCCACAGGCACAGUGGGCUUCACUCUGGAACAGGAUUACUGGGUGCAGCGGAUGUAAUCCUCACUUAAUCAACCCACACCCCAGCAUCCCCUGAGCUUUGUCUUAAUCUCAUUCUAGCCCAUCUUGACUCUUUGGUUAGAGGGAGUUCUCAUUGGAGAUUUGUCUCUGGGAUUAAUGAGUGUAUGCCUAGCUACUUUCUCCAGUUUACUUUUAGACCAUAUUGUUGUUUGUUUUGAAUACCAUUCCUUAGGCUUUGUUGAGAGUAGAGUGGCUUCCCAUUAGGAGAACUAAUUUAGGGCAUGUCUUUUGUUGAAUCCCGUCAGCAUAUUUAACAAAUUCCCAAUUCUAGAUAAUUUCCUUUUAUUUCUCUAGUACCCUUUGCCAGGGGCUUUACACAUCAAAGGUGUUCAUGAAGUAUUUGUCAAAGGAAAGAACAGUAAUGACACCUAACACAUAAUGAGUGAUUAGUAUGUUCCAGGCAUUGCGUGAGCUAUUUACUGUGAGUGAUUUAAUGUUAUCUUCCCAGCAGACCUCUGGGGUAGGUACUAGUAUGAUCCCCAUUUCGUACAUGAGGAAACUGACACUAAGGGACAUAAAAUAAGUUUUUUGAAGUCACAAAGUGAAUAAGAGGAAGAACCAGGGUUUAACUGAAGCCCAUAGCAAUGAAAACAUUGUGGAACUUAUUCUUCAUGAAUGGUUUACAAUUUAAACAAAAUGUCACCUAGAAAAUGGAUGAAAAUAUGUUCAACCAGGUCUGGAUUUUUCCAAUGUUUACUACUGAAUUUUCAUUCAAUAACAAGUUUAACUUCCAAAAGGUGUUGGUAUCUGAUUGUCUGCCUGCCUCAGAAUGUGAUUUGUCUGCCUUUGGGUAAUCCAGCCUUGGGUAGAGAAGGAAUUUGAACUCAGGAAAUUCAACUCCAGAACUGAUGUUCUUUUUUUUUUUUUUUCCUUUAAGUUCUGGGAUACAUGUGCAGAAUGUGCAGGUUUGUUACAUAGGUAUACAUGUGCCAUGGUGGUUUGCUACACCUAUCAAUCAAUCAUCUAGAUUUUAAGCUCUGCAUGCAUUAGAUAUUUGUCCUAAUGCUCUCCCUCCCAUUGCCCCCAACCUCCCGACAGGCCCCAGUGUGAUGUUUCCCUCCCUGUGUCCAUUUGUUCUCAUUUUUCAUCUCCCACUUAUGAGUGAGAACAUGUGUUGUUUGGUUUUCUGUUCCUGUGUUAGUUUGCUGAGAAUUAUGGCUUCCAGCUUCAUCCAUGUCCCUGCAAAGGACAUGAACUCAUUCUUUUUCAUGGCUGCAUAGUAUUCAAUGGUAUAUAUGCCAUAUUUUCUUUAUCCAGUCUAUCAUUGGUGGGCAUUUGGGUUGGUUCCAAGUCUUUGCUAUUGUAAAUAAUGCUGCAAUAAAAGUAUGUGUGCAUGUGUCUUUAUAGUA
Molecule: messenger RNA, 5966 nt
Organism: Pan troglodytes (chimpanzee)
Lineage: Eukaryota; Metazoa; Chordata; Mammalia; Primates; Hominidae
Gene: TCAF2
Product: TRPM8 channel associated factor 2
Exons: 8
Coding region: 774-3533 (919 amino acids)
Biological process (GO): positive regulation of protein targeting to membrane; negative regulation of anion channel activity
Cellular component (GO): plasma membrane
Molecular function (GO): transmembrane transporter binding
Source: RefSeq, a predicted model, not a curated record